Effrenium voratum is the source of this 552-nucleotide messenger RNA. Lineage: Eukaryota; Dinophyceae; Suessiales; Symbiodiniaceae. The record is from the annotation of a GenBank genome assembly.
AUGGCAAGAAACCUGAGUGCCGACGUCACCUGGGCCCCAUUUCUGGCAAUUUAUCCCACUGAGGAUCCUCACCUGCGGGCUGUUCUGCAGCCUUUCGAAGUUUGCUGGAGUGAGGCUGUGGAAUACCCGACGGACAAUGAAGCUAGUGUCAGCAGCAAGGUCGGGAAGGCCAUCAAGUCCAACCGGAAUUUCAAGAAUGCUCACCACGACCUUUUGAUCCCCGUGAAGCGGAAGGCGACUCAUACGCUCGAAUUCAUUGCAGUGCAAUGUUGCCAUGGGUUGCUGAAGAACGCAAGUCAGCUGUCCAAAUCAUGCCAGGACAAGACUAGGAAGCCUCGGAAGGGCAGGAAGGGAGCGCAGGGCAGGAAGCCUCAAAAGAAGGAGCACAGAGACAUGGCAAAUGUGUUGCUCCAGAUUUGCAGCACAUGUGAAGACGGCAGGCAAAAUUUUAAGUGCAGCUCUUCCUGGGCCAGACGCCAACAGGAGAAGAGAUACUCUCUCAUGAGUUGUAGGUGUAUAAUCGCGCAGAUGGACGUGUUGCAGCUUCUGUGA